UUAUGAAGUUGAAGUUCAUAAUUUCUUUUUUUUCAAGAACUUUUGAGUUGCCUGAUUUGUAGCAACUUUGCGUCUCUCCUGCCGUUGCCGGUGCCUGAAACCGGACAUAUUGGAUCUGUGAAAGUGAAAGUCGCAAUUUUGUUGUCAUAGUUGGAUUGAGGAUCUGAUGUGCCAUCAAAGUUCUUGCACUCAUUUAUCUGCAGAAGAGGCGAUUUCCGCUGAGGAGAGGCUCUUACUAUAUUGCAAGCCUGUUGAAUUAUAUAAUAUCCUUCAUCGCCGCGCCCAACACAAUCCUUUGUUUCUUCAAAGAUGUUUGCAUUAUAACAUACAAGAAAGGCGCAACAGGGAGUUGAGGCCUGGAAUUGUAAUUUUCAACUAUCGGGAUUAUAGCAAUAUGCUACAAAAGGUUGAAGUAACUGAAGACUUCUCGUGUCCAUUUUGUUUGAUACAAAGUUCAAGCUUUAAGGGUCUGAGAUAUCAUUUGUGUUCUUCACAUGACUUAUUCAACUUUGAAUUCUGGUUAAAAGAAGAGUACCAAGCUGUGAAUGUUUCUGUGAAACUUGAAUCCUUGAGAUCUGAGAUUGCCAUGGCUCAAUCUUCUGUUGACCGUGAGUAUGUAAAAGCACCAUGUGCAAGUGAUCCAGCACUUCCUGCCACAAAAAUGAGGAAGUUAUCUAUAGAACGUUCUGAAUCUAAAAGCCGCAUGCUUCUGCAGAAACGCCAGUUCUAUCAUUCCCACAGAGUUCAGCCAAUGGCGUUGGAGCAAGUAAUAUCAGAUCGGGACAGUGAAGAUGAAGUUGAUGAUGACAUUGCAGAUCUUGAAGAUCGCAGGAUGCUUGAUGAUUUUGUGGAUGUUAGCAAAGACGAAAAACAGCUUAUGCAUCUCUGGAAUUCAUUUGUAAGAAAGCAAAGGGUUCUGGCAGAUGGACAUGUUCCAUGGGCAUGCGAGGCAUUUUCGAAACUUCAUGGAAAGGAGUUGGUUCUAUCUCCUGCUCUCUUUUGGUGUUGGAGACUGUUUAUGAUCAAACUUUGGAAUCAUGGGCUUCUCGAUGCUGGCACAAUUGACAACUGUAAUACAAUUCUUGAAAGGGUCAGAUGCGAAGGAAGAGAAGCUGCCAAAGGUUAUAGGUGACAAUAUAUACUUGGUUUCCAAGAGCAAGCAUUGAUAAAUUGUGCAUGUAUUUGAUUGAUUAUAUCGUAUUUUCUAUUUCAUUUUUUUAAGCAUAUUCUUGUUGCCCGGAUCGAAUGGAGCUAACAUUUUUCUUAUUAUUGUAAUCUCAAAGAAAAGAUCAUUCUCGUGGUGUAGUCUCAUUCAAUUAAGGCAUUCCUCUAUCUAAAUUCUAAA
Molecule: messenger RNA, 1345 nt
Organism: Carica papaya (papaya)
Lineage: Eukaryota; Viridiplantae; Streptophyta; Magnoliopsida; Brassicales; Caricaceae
Source: RefSeq, a predicted model, not a curated record